Anthonomus grandis grandis is the source of this 974-nucleotide messenger RNA. RefSeq lists its product as uncharacterized. The coding region runs from base 51 to 818 and encodes 255 amino acids. The record is from RefSeq and is a predicted model, not a curated record. The transcript has 5 exons. Lineage: Eukaryota; Metazoa; Arthropoda; Insecta; Coleoptera; Curculionidae.
UCGGCGUCCAGACCCUGGAUUUUCAUUCAGUUCCGCAACGAGAGUCCAAGAUGAGAACUAAAUUGUGCGUAUACUUUUUCUUCAGUGCUUACGUUUUUAUCUCAGCUAAUGCACUGCCCUCGUCACUGGUUAAGGAAAUUGAGAAAAAUGAAGUUCAGAAUAAAAAAGUAAAACGUGACUCCGGGUUACCAGCAGAGCCACGUGGAGCUAAGGAGAGUGUGGGCGAAACUGCAUAUUUUAAUCAAAAACCUGCAGUGGCUAUUAAGCGAGGAAUUAAGCCGAUAAGUGAAGAUUUUUAUAAAUCUACACAAGGUCAUUUGAACACUCCGUUAUUUUGGUACAAUUACAAGCCCGAGACUGAAAACUCUCUUGCUCAGUACAAUAAACUUAUGAAUUUUAAGGAUGGCAACAGCAAAGCUCGUAAUGGCGCUUUAGAAAUGAUGAAAGCAGAGCUUUAUGGAAAUCCAAAUUUGGAUCAUUAUCGACAGUACAGACCCAAGCGUAAUGCAAAGUUAAGGCCUGAAGAGGUACUUGCAUUACUAACUCUAUAUGAAUUCAACAAAAAUAAAGAAGCUAAUAAAGAUUAUCGAGAAGCUUUAGCCGAAUACGCCAAUAACUACAUGAAUUUUAAAAGGCCUACCUCAGACUCCGGAUAUGACUUAGAUGAGAGUGACAACGAGAGAUGGUUAACGUCUCCGGUUAAUCCACACGCCUAUAUAAACCAACCUCAAAUAUCAGAUCAUCUGUACGAUUACGAACUAAACAUGCAGAACUCCGACAUUAAACCUCACUGGGCGAAUUAUGAUGAGAAGUACUAGAACGAAGAAACAUUGUUCUAAAUUAUAAUAUUUAUGUGUUGUAAAAUGUAUGUUAAUAUUCUUAUUUUGUUUAAAUGAAAAUAAGAAUCUAAAUGUUAUAAUAUACUUAUAAUAUAUCUAAGUGUUGUUCAAUUACUUAAUAAAUAAUUACAUGUU